Cutaneotrichosporon cavernicola is the source of this 2382-nucleotide messenger RNA. RefSeq lists its product as uncharacterized. Gene Ontology annotation, cellular component: HOPS complex; lysosomal membrane; cytoplasm. Lineage: Eukaryota; Fungi; Basidiomycota; Tremellomycetes; Trichosporonales; Trichosporonaceae. The transcript is spliced from 7 exons. Gene Ontology annotation, biological process: endosomal transport; vacuole fusion, non-autophagic; intracellular protein transport. Bases 1 to 2382 code for a protein of 793 amino acids. Gene Ontology annotation, molecular function: actin binding. The record is from RefSeq and is a predicted model, not a curated record.
AUGCGGGACGAGCGCAAGAUAGUGCUCUUAGGAAAGCACACAGCAGGCAAGCCGAAGAUCCAGGUGUUCACAGCAUCCGGCCGACUCAUCGCGUCCUUGAAUUGGGAGCUCUCCCCGCCCAUCCUCCUACACUUCACCGCGUCACAUCUGGUCGCGCUUUCCGACGAAGGCACGUACAGGCUGUACGACCUGUCCUCGCCGGGCGACUACAACCAGUACACCCUCGGAUCGGAGGUCGCGGACCUGGGUAUUGUGAGCGCGCAGGCGUACGACGACGGGCUCGUGGUCCUUACGGGCGGCCUCCAGUUUGUGGAGUCUCGCGGGUGGAAGGGCGCGCGUGUGAGCCAGAUGGCUGACUCUGGACUCAUCGAGGCGCCCCACACGUGGACCAUCGUGCCGCCCGAACACUCGAUGAGCGGGCACGUCGAGGUCAGCGUGUCGACGGGCUCGACGAUUGUAACCCUUGACGCGCUGGAGCGCGUCGAUCAGCACCUCUCCAAGGGGCCGUUUACCCACGUCGCACUCUCACCCAACGGUCGCUUCUAUGGGUUGGUAACGGCCACCGGGCUGCUGUGGGUGGUGUCCUCCGACUUUGCGCGCAACCUCUCCGAAGUCGAAAUUUCGUCCAUCACCCCAGAGGGAAGAAGCGCACCGGACUGCGUUGAGUGGUGUGGUGACAACGCUGUAGUGCUGUCUUUCGGGGGGAAGGUCGUCAUCGUUGGGCCUGGAGGAGACUCGCUCAAGUACGACUACCCGCCAUCAGUUGUGAUCAAGGGAGAAGUGGACGCGCUGCGCAUCAUCUCCUCCAGCUUGUGCGAAAUGCUUCAAAAGGUUCCAGACCCCUCACUCGCCGUCUUCCGACCGGGAUCGGACCACCCAGCAGCUGUGCUGUACGAUGCAUUGGAUCACUUCGACCGCAAGUCGCCCAAGGCCGACGAGGCGAUACGGAGCAUCCGGCCUGAUCUCGCGCGCGCGGUCGACACGUGUAUCGAGGCGGCAGGGCAAGAAUGGGAAGUGACAUGGCAACGGCGGUUGCUCAAGGCUGCCCAGUUCGGCCGCGCCUUCCUUGACUUAUACAACCCUAAUGACUUCGUCUCGAUGGCCCAGACCCUCAAAGUGCUGAACGCUGUGCGGUACUACGAGAUCGGCAUCCCCAUCACCUACGACCAGUACACGACGGCUGGCCCACCCGCGCUGAUCACGCGUCUCUUGACGCGGAACCAGCACCUCCUCGCUCUGAGGAUAUCGCAGUACCUCGGCCUGCGGCCUGACCCAGUGCUAGAGCACUGGGCAGCGGCUCGCAUCAUGCGCUCCAAGGCUGAUCCACGAGACAUGGAGAGCGAUGCGGCGCUGUGCGACGCGAUUGUGGACAAGUUCGGAAGCGAGGGCGAGAAGGGUGUGAGCUACGCCGAGAUUGCAAAGAAGGCGUGGGAGGCCGGACGCGUUCGUCUGGCGACCAUGCUCCUAGACCACGAGCCUCGGGCAGCGGAGCAAGUACCGCUCUUGCUGCAGAUGAAGCAGGACAAGAUAGCGCUCGAGAAAGCUGUCGACUCUGGCGACUCGGACCUUGUGUACCACGUCCUGCUACGGCUUCACGCCUCGCUGUCCCCAGGCGACUUCUUUGCACUGCUGGACGACGGCGCUUCGCCGCAACUUGCUCCGGCCGUGCGACUCCUGCAGAUAUACGCCCGCGAGAACGACCGGCAACUCCUCCGCGACUUCUACUACCAAGAUGACAGGCGGACGGAGACGGCGGCCCUCGACAUGGAGGAGGCAGGACAGGCGACAACGGUGGCAGAGCGCGCCGAGCUCCUGCGUGCGGCGUCCAAGAGCUUCGGGGAGCACAAAGACCGCGCGUUCGAGUCGAAGCAGGCGGACGACGCGGCACGUCUCCUCGCCUUGCAGGCGCAAUACGAGAAGGAACUCGAGUACAAAUUCGCCUUCCUUGGACUCUCGGUGUCUGAGACGAUGUCGCGCCUGCUGGUCGAGGGGCUGAACAAGCGCGCCGAGCACGUGCGCUCAACCUUCAAGGUGCCGGACAAGCGCUUCUGGUGGAUCAAGCUCAAGACGCUGGCAGCGACGCACAACUGGGAGGGCCUCGAGGCGUUCGCGAAGAGCAAGAAGAGCGCGAUUGGGUACGAGCCGUUUGUUACCCAUCUCCUCUCGCUCAACCCCCCGCAGCCCCUGCAUGCCGCGAGCUACGUGCCGCGUUGCGACGUCAAGAUCCGACCUGAUCUGUACGCCCAGUGCGGGCAGUGGGGCAAGGCGGCGGAGGCCGCCAAGGAGCGUAAUGACAAGGCCAAGCUGGAAGAGCUGAAGCGGCGUGCGCCACCAGGCUUGCCCCUGCGUGAAGUCGAGGAAGUGAUCCGGCGGCAGAAGUAG